AUGGCUCUGGCCGGCUCUGCCGCAGCACAAUCACAGUGCCACGCUGGCGGCACUGCGGAUUGCAAGCCAGGCUACAACUACUGCGCCAAGACGCUGAACAACCGAGGCGAUGCUGAUUCCGCCAUCCGAGAUGCAUUACGCGCUGCGGGCUAUAGUAACGCCAAGGUCAAUAGUGUAGGCGCGUGGAACGACAUUAUCUACCAUUGCAACGAUGACUACACGCUGAAGGUGGUGAAGCAGUGCGAUGCAGCCUAUUGUGUGGACGGUGGUUUGAACAAGGAUGAUUACUGUGGCAAGUCUGGUAGUGCUCUUGAUUGGUUCUGA
This is a messenger RNA of Aspergillus vadensis CBS 113365, 324 nucleotides long. RefSeq lists its product as uncharacterized. The coding region runs from base 1 to 324 and encodes 107 amino acids. The transcript is spliced from 2 exons. The record is from RefSeq and is a predicted model, not a curated record. NCBI's taxonomy places the organism in Eukaryota, Fungi, Ascomycota, Eurotiomycetes, Eurotiales, Aspergillaceae.